AUGGAUGGCGGAGCGACUCCAGCAGCUGGCGCAGCAGGCUCUAGUGGCAGCGCAGCCAUGACCAAGGACCCCGAGAUCAAGUACAUCUGUGGCGACUGCGGCAUUGUCAACUACUUGUCGGCGCGGGACCCUAUUCGCUGCCGCGCGUGCGGCUACCGCAUCAUGUACAAGGCCCGUACCAAACGUCUCAUCCAGUUUGAAGCCCGAUAA
Molecule: messenger RNA, 210 nt
Organism: Peronospora matthiolae
Lineage: Eukaryota; Oomycota; Peronosporomycetes; Peronosporales; Peronosporaceae
Source: the annotation of a GenBank genome assembly